Messenger RNA from Anopheles nili, 1215 nucleotides. RefSeq names its product putative gustatory receptor 28b. Gene Ontology annotation, cellular component: axon; membrane; neuronal cell body. Gene Ontology annotation, biological process: sensory perception of taste. The coding region runs from base 1 to 1215 and encodes 404 amino acids. The transcript is spliced from 3 exons. The record is from RefSeq and is a predicted model, not a curated record. Lineage: Eukaryota; Metazoa; Arthropoda; Insecta; Diptera; Culicidae.
AUGCUUGAGACAUCGCCAUCGACAGAGUCCUUGCUUCGGGAGGACCUCAAACGAUCGACCCACAGGCUGUUCCGCGUGGGUCAACUGUUCGCAGUGGUUCCAUGGAACGUAACUCCAUUUGAGCCCAUUCCGAAGCCUCCAAGCUGGGGUGCUAAACUGGUGCGUGGCGUAUAUCUUGCCUAUUCGAUCGCCAUUAUCCUUGCGGUGUGCAGUGCCACCGUGUUUCACCAUUCGAUGGACACAGUGGAAGAGUUUUUCGCCGUUCAAACGCUGUGUCUUGGAGAGGACGCAACACUUAACGUGAUCGUGCUGUUGGCUGUGAUCGGAUCUCGUUUUGUGCGUCCAUUUUACGCGAAAUUUGUCAGCACGCUGCUUCUUCUCGCGCAAAACUUAUCCACCUGUGGAGUCGCGUUUGAUUUCAAGCGCGUAGAGACGAUCAUCAGCAGGUUGUUAGUCGCUGCAGCUGUUUAUUUCGCCACUAUCGGGUUGUUGGAGUUUCUCAUCAACUAUGGUGCACCUCAUCGCUUCAUCUGCCAAACCGUGCUGUACACGCUGCCUAACGUAAUCCACGUGCUCGCCCUGUACAAGUUCGUCGUGCUGCAUUGGUUCAUCUAUAAGUACCAUACGUCGAUUAACCGCGUGUUGCGAUCCCUUGGAAGCGUUCAACGACGGGCGGGAUGGGCAGCACGCUCAAAAUUUCCCGAAUGUGCCGGUUUGGUGGAAAUUCUUCGCAAAACGCACCUUCAGUUGUGUCAACUCACAACGCAGGUAAAUGACUGCUUUGGAGCACUCACCGUAUGCACCAUGCUGUCAUCUUUCGUGGUGAUCAGUCUGCAGCUGUUCAACGUGUACAAGUUAACCACGGAGCGUAGUUGGAGCUGUGGGCACAGCUUGCGCUUAGCCUACACCGUGCUAUGGAUCGCGUUACAGAGCGCGAAGGUCCUGUUGAUCCUGUACCCUCUGCAUUUCGUGCGGCUCGAGCGUGAUCGAACUGGAUCGGUGCUGUACAGCUUCAACCAUAGUGACGCUACUGAACUCACCAACAACGCAUUGAUGAGAUUCUCGUCGCAAGUUCUGCAUGGCAAGGAAUACCAUACGGCGUGUGGUUUGAUUACGCUCGACCUGACGUUAAUUACCACGAUGAUUGGCGCACUGACUACGUAUCUGGUGAUAUUGAUUCAGUUUGAUUCCGCUUUUUCCAGCCGUUUGGCUUGA